Pogonomyrmex barbatus (red harvester ant) is the source of this 4177-nucleotide messenger RNA. It is a transcript of the gene hop, whose product is annotated as tyrosine-protein kinase hopscotch. Gene Ontology annotation, molecular function: cytokine receptor binding; non-membrane spanning protein tyrosine kinase activity; ATP binding. Gene Ontology annotation, cellular component: cytoskeleton; cytosol. Gene Ontology annotation, biological process: cell differentiation; intracellular signal transduction; cytokine-mediated signaling pathway. NCBI's taxonomy places the organism in Eukaryota, Metazoa, Arthropoda, Insecta, Hymenoptera, Formicidae. The record is from RefSeq and is a predicted model, not a curated record.
UUAAAUGAGUUAUGUGAUUGUCUAUUUACAACAUAAUCGUAAUAUUUUAGUCUAAUUUCACAAUUUCUGUUUCUUGUAUCUAAUUAAUUAAAUGUCAGUUGUGAUCACAAUAUGCCUGCUUCAAUUAGGAAUAUUGCCAAUCAAAAAUCGCGACACCGAUGUUGCUUUUCUGUUUAUGUCCUACAAAAAAGAUCGGGAUUGCCAUUCUGAACCUUCUACCUGAUCUCGUAGACACGAGAUUUUAGGUUAAAUUAGUAUUUUAUUUGCUAGAACGAAACUCGAUAAUAUCAUUAAUUGAUAUAAAUAUAAAAUUUUCUAAUUAGUGAACCAUUGGAAAAUUUCUAAACAUCAGCCAAUAUGAUUUGAUGUGUGUAUUACUGAGAUUCUCCCAAUUAUAGGAAUUUUCCGAUAAGAAAUACCAAUGAUGGGUUAUUGACCACAGAAUUUCAGAAAAUACAAUCAAUCGGACAACCAAUUGUGUAACAUUAUAUUCAAGUAUAUUCUUGUUUUCGGACUCCUAUUUUCAAGUGCAAAAUAAUACGAGAAAUCAAUUCGAUCGAUCGAACGGAUUUUGACAAUUAUAUGGAGAUAAAUGUAUUAAUAUUAAAUAUUUUAUCAGUAUAAUUUACAUAUUAUAUUUUUAUUAUUAAAUAAUUUUAAGUUUAGUAAUCCUUAUUCUGCGCAAGUGCACAGUGAUGCAGAUGAUGCGUGUUGCUUGUAUUCGUCAUACGCGAUAAACAAAAAACAAAUCGGGUUGCACAUCGAGAAUUGUUGUAAUAUUUUUUAAAUUGUGACAUCAACGACUUGUAAAUUAAUAUGGAAGACAAUCAGUGUGUGUCAUUAAUUUAUAUGGCCAACUGCGAUAAACCAGUGAAAAUUGCAUUUACUAUUGGAGAACCCAUCGAAUAUCUGUGUAUGAAGGUAUGCUGUAUUUUUAAGAUAAGUCCUUUAGCAAGAUAUUUAUUUGCGUUGCAAAGUUAUUCUACAAAACUAUGGUUCCCUUAUGGUCACAUAUUGAAAGAAGAUUCAGAAAAAAGAUUCAACUUUCGCUUAAGAUUUAAGCCAUCCAGUAUGAAUAGACUGAAAGAGAUAGACUUGAAUGCAUAUAAUUAUUAUUUUGAGCAAGUUCGUAGGGAUGUAUUAGAUAAUAAUGUACCUGAUAUUAUUUAUGAGAAACAUAAACAUGAACUGAUUGGAUUAGGAGUUAGUGACAUGUACAGGGUAAUGCUCGAAGACAAAUUAUCACGAGAAAUUGUAGAAUCAGAUUAUAAGAAAUAUAUUCCAAAAGAAUGCAUAAAACGACAUGCUUUCUUUAUUAGAAAACCUAUUCAUAAUGCACUUACAAAGUUAUCUGGAUACGAUGCCGCAUAUGUCAAGGAACAAUAUUUGAAGCAGUUUGAACGCAUGGCUCCAAAUUAUCCAUAUGAAGAAUACACAGCAAUAAUGGAUAAGGAUCUUUCUAAUAUAAAAAUUAAAGUUUUACUUAGAAUUACUAUAGAGCAAAUAAGAUAUUGUGAGAUUGAUAUUGGUACAUGGAAAACAGUUUGUACGAUUGCAGAUAUUUCCACUCUUUCUAUAGGGAAAAACAACACUGUAUUAAUUGGAAGGAGGACUGGCAUACCCUUUUGCAUAUUAUUCGACACAAAAGCACUUUUGUUAUCUUUUGUAUCUGCAUUGGACGGAUAUUAUCGUUUAUCAAUCAAGUGGAAUUUUAAUCUCUGUAGUGGAGAUCCUAGUACUAUUACUCCUUCUUUAGAAAAAUUACAAAAAUUAAGAUGUCAUGGACCAGUUGGACAAGAUUUCUCAUACGCGAAACUCAAAGAAAAAUGUGCCAACGAACCGGGAAGUUAUAUACUACGUGAAUGUGAGGAAGAGUAUUACGUUUAUUAUAUUGAUGUUUAUGAAAAAGAUGGAACUAUAUGUUCACAUAGAGUGGAAGAAUCUAAACCUAACCAAUUUAAAAUGUCAAACACAAUAUAUAAAUCUUUGAGGCAUUUAAUUUCUUCAUUUCAAGAUCCAAAUGAUAACAUAUACUUUGGAAAAUGCUUGGGAUUUUCGGAAUAUGACAAGUCAAAAUUAUUACUUUGUACUUCGGAAAACAUUGUGGAUGAAGUAGCAGCAGACGAGGGAAUAAUCGCGAAUUUACUGAAAAACGGACCGCGGUGCGUACCAUGGAAUGAAUUGCAGGUAUACAAAGCAAUCGCGAAGAGUGAUGACGAUUUGACUUGUACCGCAACAAUGACGAGUAUGCAUCGAGCUAUAUGGCGAAUCACUAAAGGCAAGAAACUCGAAGUUAUGAUGAAAAUACUGAAGACUGAGGAAAACAAUUAUACCAAAGAAUUUUUGGAUUUGAUCGGCAAGUGGAGUCAAUUACGAUCUCCAGCUCUAGUUAGAUUAUAUGGUAUAACUGUGGCCCCGACAAUCGGAAUGCUACUCGAGCUGGUAAAUUUAGGCCCACUAGACAAAUAUCUGUACAGUAGAAGCAAGUUUGUAUUAACGGUCGAUAUGGUGGAAGCCACAGUUUGUCUGGCAACAGCUCUGUGGCACUUGGAGGAGAAUCGUGUAAUUCAUGGAAAUAUAAGAUGCCGGAACAUUCUUGUACAUUUGCAUACAGAUAACAGCUUCAUUGUCAAGUUAGGAGAUCCCGGUCUCUUUACUUACACGGAAGACGAUGUACAUUGGAUACCACCAGAAUAUUACACAGAUUUCGCGUCCGCAAAGUACAAUCUUCAAGCGGACAUAUGGGCGCUGGCGACAACUAUUUGGGAAAUAUUUUCCAGAGGAGCUUCCCCACCUAAGUAUCAUAAAACUCAUACUGUUAAAAUGUAUUACAUAAGCGGGAAACGAUUACCUCCUCCCAACGAUUGUCCAAGCGAAAUUUAUAAAUUGAUGUUGGAAUGCUGGGGCACGAAUUCUAUACCAAGGAAACAACCUCAGGCAAUCAUGCGAGAUAUCAAUCAGAUUCUUUAUGAAGCAUAUAAUUGUCGUAGAACUCAUAAUUAUGCCACUAUACCUCCUAAGCUUCUCAGUGACGAGAACGGCAGUCUUUAUACAGAAGAAAGCAGAUCGAAUAGUGAAUCGCAAAUAAGUUUGAACACUGAUUACACUACUGUUCCUUUAGAUAUUGAUCACACAGUUACACAGCAGUUAGUCAGCUAUCAGAAUCAAGACGACUUAUUGUCUUACACGAGUUGGCUAAAUAACAAAAUAUACAAAAUGCUAGGCAAUACUGUCGAUUGUGAUCCGAGCCAUGAAAAUAGCUUGGGCAAAAUCAACGAAAACAAAGCGAAUGGUCAAAUUUGUAACAACAUAGAUAGUUCCCAAUGGCAAUACGAAAUAAAUGAAAAUACGACUGUGACUCUACAAAAACGCAUAGGCCAAGGCUUUUAUGGUGAAGUGUAUAAAGGUACACUCAGGAAGCGCAUUGAUAACAAUAUCUCAGAGGAAGACGUAGCCGUUAAAAAGCUUAAGACGCAAGAUUCGACAAACAUGCUUGACUUCGAAAGAGAAAUUAAAAUCAUGGAGCGUCUCAAACAUGAGAACAUCGUGAAAAUUCUAUGUUCAAUGGAUCGAAUCCUAGUGAUGGAAUACAUCCAAUAUGGUUCAUUGUUGAGUUAUUUAAUGUCGCAUCGAUAUAGUCUUUCAGUAAAGAUACUUUUAGGCUUUGCUAAAGAUAUCGCCGCGGGCAUGAAAUAUCUUGGUAGUAUGAACAUUGUCCAUCGGGACUUGGCAGCAAGAAAUAUCCUAGUAGCGAGUGAAGACCAAGUGAAGAUUAGUGAUUUCGGUCUCGCGCAAGUGAUAGCUGCGAGUGAUUAUUAUGUAUUUAAAACUCUUCGUAAUAUUCCAUUUAAAUGGUACGCACCAGAAAGCUUGAGUCAAGGCAAAUUUUCAACACGUUCGGACGUGUGGUCAUUCGGUGUGACAAUGUAUGAAGUUUUCAGUUACGGUGUUGACCCACAGUUGCCAAAUAAAGAAAUUACAAAUACGACUGAAUUAUUAAAAGCCUUGAAAGAGGGCUACCGUCUUCCUUGCCCAAAAGAUUGUGAUGCAAGGAUCUAUAAAGAAUUGAUGUUAUCAUGCUGGGAAGAAGACAGUCACAAGAGACCGGUCUUCGCUACUCUAUACGAAAAUAUUAAGCGAUUAAUGUAUUCAUUUUAAUUAUUAGAACUUCUCUACA